Spirodela intermedia is the source of this 2659-nucleotide messenger RNA. NCBI's taxonomy places the organism in Eukaryota, Viridiplantae, Streptophyta, Magnoliopsida, Alismatales, Araceae. The record is from the annotation of a GenBank genome assembly.
AUGGCGGGGACGUUGGGCUUCAGAGAGGGAGAGACGGUGGUGGACGAGAGCCUCGGCUACCCAAGAGCGUACCCCAAGCUCUGCAGGAGCACCAACACCUACAGCCGUGGCCCCCCGCACGUCUUCCAACCUUACGCCUUGCAGCCUCAGGAGGUCCGGCUCAUCCCGAUCCACCGCUUUCUGUGUGUUUCGUUGCUUGUAUCGUCUUUAUUUUACCAGAUCCGUUCGAGAUUCGUAAUCCGCGGUUUCGAUCGGAUGUUGAUCCUCUCCUUCUCUCCGCUGAGAAUUCUCGAUCGUGUCUGCAGAUUGCGAGUAUGAAGGAGUUUAACCGAAUGUUCCCAGUUGUCGAUCCAGAGAGGAAUUCUACUGCAGAUCCGGAAACCUACAUCAAUCUCCUGUGGAAGCAACUGAGCCAUCUGGGGUGGGCACUCCGAUUUCCCCCUUCAAUUGUUCAUCGGCUUUCUAUUCUAGAUCGGAGUUUACAUUGUGCUGAAAUAUUGAAUAAUGUUUGCGGUUUUUAGGAAUGCCGGCUUCGAUCCGGCUCUAUUCAGGGUGGAUCCCUAUGGAAAUGUCCUCUAUCUGCAUGCUGAUCCUUCUUCUCCGCUCUCCUGGGGCGUCGAUCACUGGUUUCCCUGCAAAAGUAACUAGCCUUUCGCCGAGAUCAUCAUUUCCCCGGUUGCAGGCUCGUCAGAUCGAUUUAAUCUCUCAUCUCUGCUUCAGGGGGAGGCAGAACAGUUCUGAGCAAUCUGAGACUAGUGCAAUGGCAGGUGUGCAAGAAGAAGAAGAACAAACUAGAAUUUCUCGUUCCAUGGUGGGAUCUGCAGCUCGGCGUUUCCGUGAAUCAGUUUCUAUCCAUUUUCGCUUCGAGCAAUUCAGAUUUCCGGUACACUAAAGAACCCUAUUUGCUUUCGAACGUCGUCGGAGUAGAGAAGAUUAAAAUUCCUCACAUUCUGGCGUGUGAUCUUACAAAAACUGGUUCAUUCAUGCUGCAGGAACAGAGCAUUCUCGUUUCUGUUCAAGGGAGGUGAAGACGAAGUGUUUAAAGAGUUGAAUAUCACAGAAUCUCCCUUUACGCAGCAGUUCCUCGAGAAGAAACGCCUGAUUGGCCUCGCUCCAGCUGCUAUAACUGGGUCUCAGAAAUAUUCCGAUCGAUCUGUGCUGAAAUCCGUCAAUCACAGAAGCAGCAGGCUCCCGUGGCCGAGUUCUCCAUCGCUAGGUGAGCUGUAGAUCUUCAUCACCUUGAUUCAUUUAGGGAAGCUUCCUCCUACGCGUCAUCGUUCUUAUCUGGUUUGAUUCGACAAUUUUCUGCUGAAUCUUUCAGAUGAUGGCGAAGGUUUCUGCAAGGGGAUUCACCGGUCCAGGGCCCGCAUAUCCAAGGAAAACGAGGAUCCCAACAUCUACAGCAACGAGUACCUCUCGAUUGCGAUGGCUAGAGAUUCUCUGAGGGAGAUGGAGGAAGCUAAGAGAAAGCAGGCGGCCAUACGAGGAUUGGACGAAGAGAUGAAAGAUUUGAGUGGGAGGAACGAGGAGGAGAGGGUCACCCUUCAGGAUCUGGAGGUCUCACUCAUCAGAAAGCGGAGACGAGUUGAGAAAUGCCGGCGGCUGGCCGAAGCUCAGGCUUCCUACCGAUCCCAGCUCGAGAGGAUGAUCCGAGACGCCAUGCACCAGUAAGACUGAAGAUCUCCCACAGGAUGAUGGCCCAGUUUUUGUUUCUGAAUUUUGUCUGAUUUUUUGAUCGUCAAUCGAACGCAGGUGCGUGGUGUACAAGGAGCAGGCCAGACUGAACCAGGCAGCUUGCAGUGCACUGGCGGCAAGAUUAGAGGCGCAGAAGGCCAUGUGUGACACCUCCGAGAAAGAACUACUGAAGAGAUUCAAAGUGAGGGAGGAGCUUGAGAGGCAGAUCGUGCCCGACUGCGACGAGCAGCAGCAGACCAGGAAGAGGCCUUUGGAAGAAGAAGAAGAAGAAGAAGGAGAAGAAGAAGAAAACAAUCACUUGCUCGAAAGAGCGGACGACGGGCGUGGUGACGUGUCGAUUGGACUGACCCAUUCGAGCAGGAGGAAGAUGAGAAGAGCCCUGAGGAAGGAGCUCAGGGUGUUCCUCGAGGAAGAGCAGAAGGCCUCUGAGGCUGGGAUCUCUAUCGACGAAGAUAUCUACAUGGAGAGGUGCUCCGCUCAUGGCGACGAGCCAGAGGAAGAAGAAGAAGAACAAAGGAUGAGCCAGAUUGGAAAAAGGAACGUGGAGAAAUGGCUUCAGAUGCUCCUCGAGAAGUCGGAGAACCAGGGCUCGCCAACUCCUCCUCCUCCACCGGAGAAUCGCACAGAUGAGAUCGUCAUCCAUCACAGGCUGAACUCUGGAGAGUCCCUGCAGAAGCUAAGGCUCACGCCGAAGCGCGACAAGGGGGAAGAGAGCGCGGGGGAUGUAGAGAGAAGCAGGAGCUUGGUGGGGAACAAGAGAGUCGAGCGGAGGGUGAUGAUUGCGAGGCCGGACAGCCCCAGAAGCUCGAGGGUCUCCUUCCCUUCGUCCCCACUGAACCUGAGGAGGACCAUGGACUGCAUCCGCAAGAGGUCGUCGGUAGCCGGAGACGACGACGACACGAACUGCCCUAACAAGCUCAUCACACAGUACUCUAACAGGGCAGCAGCAGUCAGGAGGGCCUGA